Messenger RNA from Myripristis murdjan (pinecone soldierfish), 1060 nucleotides. RefSeq lists its product as uncharacterized. The record is from RefSeq and is a predicted model, not a curated record. The coding region runs from base 76 to 840 and encodes 254 amino acids. NCBI's taxonomy places the organism in Eukaryota, Metazoa, Chordata, Actinopteri, Holocentriformes, Holocentridae. The transcript has 3 exons.
UCGAGUCGCGCAGUGGACAGUGGACUGGGAUUUCUCUCACAGCUGCCUACUAUACCGUACAGGCCAUCUUUACGCAUGGACGCCCUGAGGCGGUGGAGGCGAGGGAUUACGGAGGCGCACCGGGAGCGGUGCGCGGAAUUGGCGGCUCCAUGGGUGGAAACCACACAACCUGUUCAGGAUAAUGCAACGAUGCUCCGGAUCCGAGUGCGACCCCUUUCUCCCGGAGGCUCCCAGGGAUUUAUUUUCCCUGGAAAGGCCCUUUUCAGCUUUGUCCGACGGGUUUAUCACUGCUGUCAAGAAGGACUCCAGUGCGGAGGCGUCAAAGGAAUUCAAGGUCGCUUGAGUGGAGACGUGGAGUUUCUCCUGACCCGGGAUGUUUUGUCUGCGGGGGUCAAGAAAGCUGAGCUGCACCUCCAACUUUUUAACCCAGGGCACCUGGACAUCCAACCUGUGCUUCCAUCCAUGGCAAAGCGCAGCCUUCCAACACGGUACAGCUCGUGGUCCCAGGGCGACACGGUGGAGCUCAGGGUGGAUCUGCUCUUCCUCUUUCGGGGCCUGCAGGAGGCGGCAGGUGGGGCCGGAGGGGGUCCCAGCCUGGUGCACAUGCGGCGGGUGGGCUUUUUUUCCAGGAGGGGUCCUCCUCUGCCACCUCGAGAAAGGUCAGCCCCUCGGUCCCUGCAGGACACCCAGGGCGAUGUGAGGGGGGAAGGGCUCAGUGCACUGCCUGGUCUGGAGCUGGGCCUUGCCCUGGGCUGCAGCCGGGCCGGAUCCGCGGAGUCCUGUGAGCCCAGUGGUGUUCACCUCCUGCACAGCCCCUUCGUAGCUCUGUCCUACAGAUGAAGCCGGAUACUCAGUACAAACUGAAGGACACAUGUCAUCUGCAAAGCAAACUGAAAACAAACAAACAAACAAACAAACCAUCUCAACGCGUACGGGAGAAUUAAUGCACUUCAACAAUGCCAAAUUUAUUAAUUUAUGUAUGUUUUGUUUUGUGAAUAAGAUAAUUUGUUAAUAUGUAAAUCGUGUAUAUUGCAUAUGUUUAUGGAUUCAUUCUAGCUCA